Messenger RNA from Tachysurus fulvidraco (yellow catfish), 4293 nucleotides. RefSeq names its product endo-beta-N-acetylglucosaminidase (gene engase). Lineage: Eukaryota; Metazoa; Chordata; Actinopteri; Siluriformes; Bagridae. The record is from RefSeq and is a predicted model, not a curated record. The transcript is spliced from 14 exons. Gene Ontology annotation, biological process: protein deglycosylation. Gene Ontology annotation, molecular function: mannosyl-glycoprotein endo-beta-N-acetylglucosaminidase activity. Gene Ontology annotation, cellular component: cytoplasm. The coding region runs from base 467 to 2614 and encodes 715 amino acids.
GUCUAAGAUAUGACUGUCUAAUACAAACUAAUAGAAAGCUCAGAUGUUGAAUAUUGAUUUUCGUGAAAUCAUUGUGAUUAAAUUACGGAAAUAGUCAUUUAACAGGUAAAACAAUAAAAAGAGAUUUUAAACGGUUCAUGAAUGCGUAUCGGCUCUCAAGUGACACCUAGAGUCGACUCGUACAAAACUAUGAUUUGAUUCCCAUGUAACAAGCUCCCAAUCUGUUAGAGUAAUGAAAGAUGAAACUGACAAAAACCUGAACGUUUAUCUUUAAAAAAACAACAAUGUACAUACACUAAUAUAAAAAAUAUUUUUAUAUUUCUAUAACUAAUGCGUAUAUUUUCUUCUGGUAACCAUGUGACCUGAGUGAACCAGGAAGAACUCAUUGGUGUCUCUGAAGACAAGCUGCAACUUUGUGUUUUCUUUUCCUUUUCUGCAAAUCUGAAGUAAGCAGUUGUUGUUUAUUAUGGACGGUGACUCGAAUGUAAUGAAAAAUAAGAGUGCUAACCUGAGAAGAAAGAGAGAGGAGACAGAGGAUGUAGGUGGAAAGAUUGCUAAAAUAGGAACUGAGUCUUGCUCAGAUGAGUCAGUGAAUCAGAGAAGUGUCCAUGAAGUCAUAACCUUCAAGACGUCUCAUCUACCAGCAGAGCACUAUGAUCCGGACACAACCGAGCCCGUCAGCUCUGCCUUGAAGUCUUUAGAUGAGCUGCUUUCCUGGAAGCGCAGCAGUGCAAAUCCAUUCAACAAGGCCACCGUCCUGCUGGAGAAAAGAUGGCCAUCACUGCAAGACUCUCCGAUGAGGACGCUCGUCUGUCAUGACAUGAUGGGAGGAUACCUGGAGGACAGGUUUAUUCAAGGUGCCGAGGUGGACACACCGUAUGUGUUCUAUCACUGGGAAUGUAUUGACAUUUUCAACUACUUUAGCCAUCAUAUGGUGACCAUCCCUCCUGUUAUGUGGACCAACGCUGCUCACAAACACGGCGUGCUCUCGCUAGGCACCUUCAUCACAGAGUGGACCGAAGGAGAGAAGAUAUGUGAGGCUUUCCUGGCCGGAGAGGAGCAGUAUCGACCAGUCGCUGAUCAGCUGGUGCAGAUUGCGCACUGUUACGGUUUUGACGGAUGGCUCAUAAACAUCGAGAAUGUGCUGAGUGAAGGCUCUGUGAAACACAUGGCUCCAUUCCUGCGUUACCUCACUGACCAGAUGCAUGAGCAAGUUCCCGGCAGUUUGGUGAUCUGGUACGACAGCGUUCUGGAGGACGGUAGACUGAAAUGGCAAAACCAACUCAACAACAGCAACAGAGUGUUUUUUGAUGCGUGUGAUGGAAUUUACACCAACUAUAACUGGACAGAGAGCAGCCUGGAGGAUAUGGCAUCCGAUCCAGCAGCACAGGGACGUCUGGCUGAUAUUUAUGUCGGCAUUGACGUGUUCGCAAGAGGAGACGUAGUAGGAGGAAAGUUUGAAACAAAUAAGGCUCUUGAGCUGGUGCGUAAUCACAGACUUUCUACAGCCAUUUUUGCUCCUGGUUGGGUUUACGAGUGCCACGACAAGGUGGAUUUCCGCAAGAACCAGGACAAAUUUUGGGGCUUGUUGUCAGACUUCCUUUACAUUCACCAUCCUGAGUGUCCUCUUCCAUUUAUCUCCUCAUUCUGUCAGGGUUAUGGAAGUCAAUUCUACUGGAGAGGGAAGGUAGAGCAGAACAAAACCUGGAUGAACCUGAGUUCGCAGGAGCUGCAGCCUCUUUAUGUGAUGAAGAAUCUGGAAGCAGGAGGCUGGUUUCAGACUCAAGGCUGCUCAGAGAAAGUGUGGACAGGAGGGAAUUCACUCCUCCUGGAAGGAAUCAUGCCCAAAUCACUGUCUAAAAUCUGUGCCAGGAUAUUUUCACUCCACGUGCCGUUGGCCUCAAGGACGUUCAUCUCAUGCGUCUAUCAUCCGUCAGAAAGGGUGAAUAUCUCUUUAGAGCUGAAAACCACAGAUGCUGCUAUGAGUGAGGAGAUGACGAUUGGUAAUGUGAUUCCAGUGGGGUUGGAUGAAGAUCAUGAGCUGGUGAAGCAAUUUACUCAGAGCUAUGGAGAGCAGAAAGCAGAAGGCUGGAUUAUCAGGUGUUUCCUGCUGGAGGGGUCCAGUUGUACUCUCAGAGAGGUGUGUGUCAGUGUGUCGCGAAAAGAAGCAGAAUCACAGGAUCUUCCAUUUAACUGUAGGAUCGGAGAGAUCAUGGUGUUGGAUCCAGAGUCUAUCUUCAUGCCUCCGUUGCCCAUCGAGAACAUGUGUGUAUCUGAUGUGGUGUGGCACAGAGGAGAUGUUGAUGUCGAUGGUAAAGCUACAAAAGUAUUUCUGAACGCUACUCUACACUGGAGCUACCCGACUCGACUGCAGCGGUAUUUUCGUGUGUACUGGCGUCACGUACGUGGCCCAGAUCCUCGGGUCGGGCCUGGACCGCCUGUUCUUAUCGGCCGAGCGUAUUCAACAGUGUACCGCGUGGUAGAGAUUGAGGUUGGACACAAGUCUGGAGUGAUUGACCUCCUGGUGGAGCCGGUGAGCAGAGAAGGUUGCUGCUUGCCUGAGUCUCACUGGGGGAGACAGACCCUGAGCUACACCCAAUCCUCCGAUACAUAAACAUACACAAAGAUUGUUUUAGUAAAGCACUUUAAGUGUUUAAGACUUUAAGUGUUUAAGUCUUUAACUUUAAGUGUGUAUUUUGUAUUGCUUCUGCCUUUAAAAAACUUUUUUUUUUUUAAAUACCUUCACCUGCCUUUUUUAUCUGACUAAAUUGAGUGAUUUUCCUAAGCAGACUGAUAUUUGGAAAGGUGGGUUGUGUUCAUUCAGCUACAAGAGUAUUAAUCAGAUCAGUCACUGAUGUAAGAGUGAUGAGGUCUGGGGUGCAGUCAGUGUUUCAGUUCAUCCCAAAGGUGUUCAGUGGGGUUGAGUCAGAGUCAGGGCUCCGUGCUGGGCCCUUGAGAUCCACUCCAACCUUAAUGCACAUAGUCUUCAGGGAUGUUGCUUUGUGCACAGGGGCAUUUUCAUGCUGGAACAGUGUUUGUGCAUCUUUAGGUUCACGUGAAGGGAAAUUGUACAAUGCAGCAUACAAAGACAUUUUAUAUAAUUACUGUACGUCUCCAGCUUUUGCCAGCAGCUUAAGAAAGGCUCACAAUAUUGCCAUAUAGUGUAGCAGUGAAAGUAGACAGUAAGAAAUCUAUGCAAAUCCUGGCUUACAUUCAGUGACCUGUAAUAGAGAGCAGAUCCUAGGUAACAUAAUAAAGUGGCACCUUAAGUGCAUUUUAUUUAAUUCUUAGUGGUUUCUUAAUGAAUAAAAUCACUGCUUAGUACCAAAAUAGAGAAAAGGGAGAAUUUAGAUAAAAGACCAUCUGUUGUAUAGCCUUAACAAAACACCUAUGUAGAUGACAUGUAACUGUUUAAGUAAUUUCAUUUUGCCUUUUUUGCUAUUUAACAUCUAAUUUGUUUUAAAUUCUAUUAUAAAUAUUGUAAAGUUCACUACAAUCCAAACUAGAUUCAGAUUUAGCCCGGUUCACUCAGUGAUGUAGUAAACUGUAAUCACUAGACCUUUUGCUGCUUGCUCUGCUGUGCCCUAACAGGUGAAUUUAAGUAAACGAUUUAAGCUGAGAAUUCAUUUCUACAACUAAUAUGUAGAAAAACAAUCAUUUAUUUCAGCCGGUUUAUCUUGAUAAAAACACUAUAAAAGUCAGUUUGAUCAAAUAAAAGAAAUUUUGGUGUGAAGCCAGAAAACAAAGAAGCACUGAUUUUGGUAAAGUGUGUUGAUUGUCUAAAUUGGACAAGCAGCUGUUUUCACUCCUGUUGCGUCACCAUCUUCAACAUCCUCAGCGCCAUCGAGCCCUGGUCAGACGGGAUCUAAGAGGAAAUAAAAGAAAAAGUUUAUUACAUUUACAGCAUUUACUUAUCCAGAGCGACGUACAUUAGUCCAUAAGUGCUUUAAAUCUCUAACAUUAGAUACAUUAAUGCUGGCUCACUGGGUUACAUACUUAAGAUACCAUGAGUUUAAAACAUUGUUCAAAGUUUUACAUUUAUAAGCAUCUUUUAAAGGAAGUGGAAGUAGCCCGACUUCCUCUUUCAGACAUAUGCAUAUGACCGUGAAUGUAUACCUUGUAUAUGUAUACAUGAUGUAUAUGAUGACUUCCUCCUUCAGGUUCAACAACACUGAUCAAAAGCUUUUUUCUCCCUAAAUUUCCUGCAUCUUUCAUUCUUACUUUAAUGUGGUUGGUUGUAUUAAUAUAUAUUCAGCUUAUACAAUAAAGUCAGGAUUAAAACUACUUCAUUAC